Porites evermanni is the source of this 5469-nucleotide messenger RNA. The record is from the annotation of a GenBank genome assembly. Lineage: Eukaryota; Metazoa; Cnidaria; Anthozoa; Scleractinia; Poritidae.
AUGGCCGACUUAACUGGUGUGGCAGAAGUCGAAGUUGAGGUGGAAACUAUGGUUGAACCUCACCAAGAAGUUCAGAUUGAGACACAGCCGAUGAUAGCCCUUCAGCCUCUGACCGAGCCUGAGAACGAAGAAAUCGUAGUUCAAACAACGGAAGAAGUUAUCGAGGAGUCAAAACACGCCAUCGUUGAAGAAGUGUCUAUUUCUACGACGCCUUCAGGCAAACAGAGAAAAAGCAGAGGAACAAGGACUAAAGGUCUGGGCAGAUCGGGAAAGGGUCAUGUUAACUCUACUACAUCGAGUGCGUCAAACGCCUCGAACAGUGAGAGAGGGGGUGGUAAUGGAGAAAGUGAACGCUCAGGUACGCGCAAAUGGGAACAAAAGCAAGUACAAAUAAAGACUCUUGAAGGCGAAUUCGCCGUCACAAUGUGGGCGUCGGGUACGUUCUGUAAAAUGGGCGCCCUUACUUUUCAGAUUAAGUUGGUUUUAAGCUUAAAUGCUGUUGCGAGGCGAGGAAAUCUCAUGUUUUUUAAUUUGUGUUUCUUCCCUGUACGUGCUAUGGUGACGCUGUAGAAGAGAAAAAAGCUCAACAGGAGGAAUUGAAUCAGUCUCCCGACUUUACGGAGUACAUGACAGGGAAGAAGAUACCUCCUGGAGGCCUUCCUGGAAUUGAUUUAAGUGAUCCAAAGCAGUUAGCAGAGUUUGCAAGGUAAGAUGACUUUUCGUCCAGUUUGGCAGCCAUAUUGAAAUCCCAUGACAAACAGCAGCCUUUGUUCAAAACCAAAAUGGCGGACUUCAUCAUGGCGGCCGCUCGUUCGAUGCAAAGUGAAAAUUUCGAAUUCUUCAUGUCAGCGUCAUUGUACGAUUUGUAUGAACGAGUAAAUCAAUGAAACUCAUGUUAAAGAAUUUUUCUGUGUGUAUUAGUCACCUCUUUUUGCGUUCAACAUUUAAAAUAGAAUAUCGAGGUUUUUGACAAACAAAGGGAUUUGCCUUCCGCCACGAAAUUAUUAUUGAGAAUCAAGUUGCUUGAAUAGUGCUUUAAUUUUCACCGCAAGUUCUUGUAACAGACUAUGAUUUUUUCCAUCAAAUGCAUUUGAAUUGCCUGUCUGGCAUUAUUUUUGGUUGUUACUCAGAAAGAAGUCUCUAAUUUUGAUUUUUUCCCUGAAAGAGUCCAAAAAAUCAUACUGCAAACAUUACCUCACUAAUGCAAAGUGUAGCACAAAUGAAAGAGUGAUGAAAAUAUGAAAAUUCGUUUGAGUUGACGGUUUUAGAUUGGAUGUAUUUAUUACUGUACAAUCCCUAUAACAUGACACAUUUGUACUUAGUUAUCUAACUGUCCUCAUCUAUUUUCCAUUACAUUUUAAAUUUCUCUGAGAUGCACUUUUUCAGUUUAUUAAAUUUCUGUAAAUGAAUUUUGAUCAGAGAAGGACCUUAUCAGAAAAUUAAAUGUAAUGUGUGAAUUUUUCAGGUUUUAUUUUCAAGUCUUAACUAUUACAGCCUUUUUGUGCUGUCGUAAAUCCUUGAAUUUUGCUUCUAAUUAACAUGGGCUGUGCCCACCCUUUGUAAACACCUAUGAAUGACCCACACGUGUUGAUCAAGCACAUUAUCUAUUUGAUCCUUUGCUAAGGGAAAAGAGCUAAAAAAGAGCAGUCUAAUAUUUAGACUUUAUUAUUGCUUUUAUAGUCAAGAUGUCAUUGAUUUAUGCUUUAAGAGUAAUAAAGAAAAAGUAAAGAAAAACGACGAAAGAAAACUGAUUCUUGUUUCUUCGAAGUUCUCCCAAAAGGCCAGAGAAGCAAAUUUGUUAAAAAGAUCUGUAUUGAGCAAUUGACUCUUUAUUAUGCAAACAUAACAAUAUGUAAAAUAAAGGUGUAAAUUUCGUAUAACAAGCACUGUGAAAAAUGUAGAGCCUUCUACUAGGUACCUUUACUGGAAGAAAAAAAUUCUAAAUUCUGUGAAUAACCAAUGGGAGCGCUUAGAUGAAUUAGAGAAUUUUAGACAAAUCAUCACCAGUCUACAUGUAACCAGCCAAACAACAAUGGUUAACUGUAAGUUCUUGUCGUUGUGAGAUUUUACAAAAUGUAUUUUAUACUCUCUGUCUUUUAGAAUGAGACCCAAGAAAAUGAAGGAAGAGGAAGGAGCCAGAACGAUAGCAUGUCCACAUAAAGUAGGUUCUCUCUUUAUGUUCAUGAAAUUUAAUCGAUGGUGUUCUACUAUGCGGUCUCUGAAGACUCAGCUGGGCUACAUGAAACAAGAAAAUGGCUAUUAAUUCUUUAGGAGAAAAUACUCUGCACUACUCUGCCCACCCUGACAUUGUUUCUUGUAGUUUUGCCACUUGUUCACAAUAAAUUAUUUUAUUUUGUCUCUUCACUGAGCUGGAUCGCCACUGUUAACUCUUUAGUGAACUAGCAUCACCUUUAGUGGGGGAUCCAUUACUCUCAGGUGCUUAGUGCUGCUGAAAUAAAGUUACAGGUGUAGGGUCCAGCUUGUGUUUAGCUAAACAUCUUACCUUGCCAGAGAGUAUAAGAUCUUGUUAUAACCACUUGCAGUUGAAACGUCUCACUUACAAUGUGUAUAUGUACCAGUUUUUUCAUAUUCAGAACCAAGAGCUCAAACUGAGGACACAAUAGCUGUUUUAUUCAUUGUCUCUCUGGUGUGGUUGCAUUGAAAAGGAUUUAUUGAAGAGGCAAAACCACAGUUAAAUGGAUGGGUAAAUGUGUAGUGUAAGGUUCCGUAAACUCUUUUGUAGCAAUGAGCAUAUUUGUCUGUUGUUUUAUUCUUAGGGUUGUACAAAGAUGUUUAGAGAUAAUUCUGCAAUGCGAAAACACUUACAUACUCAUGGGCCACGAGUUCACGUCUGUGCAGAAUGUGGCAAGGUACAUAUCCUCAUCUCCAAUGGUGUAUUUAACAUGAUUUUGACUUUUUGAACAUAUUUAGGAUGGUCAGGCAGUGAAUUAAAUAGCUGGGGAUUUCUUUUGGUUUUAUUUUGCUGCUAUUUUCCUACAAAAGUAGCUGUGGGGUCACAAUCCUAAAAGCUGGGGGAAGUCCCCACCUGCCAGCCCUUAAUGACAGCCUUGAUGAUAAUAUAUAUAUUAUUACUGUUUUCCACACUUGUAUUGUCAUUUUCUAAAUUUGGUUUUGUUUUUCAUGGGCUAAUCAUGUAGGCUUUUGUGGAAAGUUCGAAGCUCAAAAGACACCAGCUUGUUCAUACUGGAGAAAAACCUUUCCAGGUAAGUUUUGCCCAUUAUCAAAUCAAUGAGUUUAUUGUAUUUUAAAUACUGGUUUGUGCAAAGUUUGGAUAAAAAACAGUCCUGUCAAAUAUGCUGGCAGCUGGCAAUUUUGCCACUUUCAGUGGCAUAUAUGGCGUAGAUUUAUUAAUAUUGAAUAAUGACCACACAAAUUUAGGUCUUUGCUGCCUAUUUCUGUUGUUAUCUGGCCUACUAUUAUAGAGUAUUUUGAAUGGCCUGAAAGUACAGAUGGUAAAUGAUAUCAUGUUUAAUUUUGUAAUUGUUGACUUAGAUUGUUGUUGUUUUGCCCCUACAGUGCACAUUUGAAGGCUGUGGAAAAAGAUUUUCUCUGGAUUUUAACCUUCGAACCCAUGUUCGCAUUCACACUGGUGACCGCCCAUAUGUCUGCCCUUUUGACUCCUGUAAUAAAAGGUUUGCGCAGUCAACAAACCUCAAGUCACACAUCUUGACACACGCAAAAGGAGGAAAAUAGAAUUCACUGUUCAAGGACAUUGACAAUUUGUGUACAGAUUUUCAGGAAUGAAACCUUUUUAGACUUAUUUACAAAACAAAGUCUUUGGUUCUGUAAGACAGCUAGGACCUCUUAGAUAAUACGUUGUACAUUUUACACUCAUAUGACCAGAUGCUAUUUACUUACACAAUCCAGCAUAGCAAAACGUCCACCAUACAUUCAACUUUCCAUUGCUGGAGACUCUCCCUCUAGAGAUUGGAAUUUGAAGUGGAACAGACACUAACCACAAGGAGAUGUCCUUAGAAGUGGACUUUUCAAGGCUGUCAUGUUAGAUUUUAAGCUAGUCAGCCCCAGGGAAAGGGCUUUAAUUUAUCAUCGUAUCAGCAGAAAAACAAACCAUUCCUUUUGUCAGGGAUAUUGUUUGUUUCACUCUGCAGACUCAAAUUAUUGGAUUUGCAUCUUAGGAACAUACUUUUUAAGCCCAUGUUGUCACACAAGGUUGACUCAUUCUUUUGACAGCAAGUGUGAUUGCAAAAACAGGAAGAGCUUAAUUUUUAUUCCAGGCGCGUGAUGGUACCUUAUGAUUCUAAUAUUUAUAGGAUCCUGUCGAAAAAAAGGCUAUGUCUUGCACUGAGAGUGUUUUUAGCCUUGUUGACUUCAAAGGUUUAGACUGAGAAAAUUCAACUUCAUUUAUUGAACGGAUGUGAUAAUAUACAGUGAUGUAAUCUAUCUUAUAAUGUACCAAAUGUUCAAGUGCUGUUAUUGUCAAACUUAUUGAUAACUAUAAAGUUAAAGCUAUUUUAUCUUGAUUCUGAGAGUGACCUCGGUUAUGGUAGUCAAACUGCAAGGAAUUCAAAAACUGUCUUAGAUCCCAGUCAGUGUCUUCACACAUUGUUACUUUCAGCGCAUUUAUACUUAGCAAAACUUGACAAUGAAAUGCACAUUCGUGAUAUUUAAACUCAAAUUAUAAAGUGGUGUUUGCCUUCUGGGGAAGAAAGGCAUGACAAAGCCCAAAGAAUGUCUGUGUAGGAUGCCGUAUAGCAGGUGUUGAUCCAGGAAAAAAAUGUGACUGUUUCCGACUAAUAUGGACACCAGGUGCACACUUCUAGCAGAAUCCAGGGACAUGCAGCAACCCCAAAAUAUAAAUUUGAACUCCUGAAAAGUUAUUUUCCUUCCACUGGAUCUUCACCUCUGCUUUAGGCCAUAAAUUGCAGCAUAAGGGCAGUUGCUUACUUGUUGUCUUAAAGUCGACAUAGAAUUUCUGCUUGAUGUAACAUGGAUUUGAAGAAGGGCUACAUUUAGGGAAAAAAGCUGAAAUGAAUAUGAUUUUGCUACGUGCCUGGUUCCAGUACUAUUGUAUUGCUUUGUGAAAGUAUAGAACUCCUUUACUAUAAAAACCUGUUUUCCUGUGAUAGGAGAGCCUUUCUUUACUGAAACUUGCUGGGUGUGUGGUCACCAUGCCAUGCAAAAUACAACUUAGUGGCUCACCUGUUAAUGUCAAAAUAUAAUUCUGUACAUCUCUUGAUUGUUGAUUUUGUAGAUACAAAUGUUUUAAGUUCUCUUGUGUGUAAAUAUGUGUUUGCUUAUUUUGUCAGCUUCUUCAUUACUAGUGUAAAGUGAAGGGAUUGGUGGAUUAAGUAACUGAAAGGUUGAAGUUUUGAAAUUUAGGACAAGCAUGCAAUAUUAUUAUUGUAUACCAAAUUAAUAAAGUAACAAUGUGGACUGUUCAGUCAGGAAAAUGUUUUUAUUUUCCUUUCCAAUAUCAUCAUGCAGGGC